AUGCAAAGAGCUCAACGUAAUUGGGAUAAAAGAUAUAAUCCACUUAAAAUACUUGAACGAAGAGAAUAUGAUUAUAGAAAGUUAAUUAAUCACAGACUUCAACAUGGCUUUUCAUACGCUUCCGAGGGGAAGAUCGUCGCACAAUAUCUACUUGAAGCAAUAAGAAAUAAAGCAGUGAAUGGUGGUAAUGAGAAAAGAAUUCAUGAAAUACUUAAAAUUAGUUGGAUGAAUAGUACUGAACACGCAAGGCUUAAAUAUUUUAAACAAUUAGCUGAACAAGUUCAAAAACAUGAAUAUUAUAAUGCUCUUAUACAUUUUGAUUUUCCAGAUGUCAAAAUAACUGAAUGGUUUAAAAAUGAAGUCGACAAUUGCCACCCUGAAAUUUCUAAGAAAGAAUAUCAUAGAGUAUUUGAACAAGAAUUCAGUGACAUUAUUUCCAAAGUUAAUAAUUAUAAAUCUAUCGAAAGUUUUCAAAAUUUCGUUGAAAGUUAUUUGGAUCAUGUUGAAGGAUGUAAAUAUAAAAUGUAUAAAGAAUCAGAAGAAACAAAUGAAUCAGACGUCGAUGCUUUUCGUGAUAGUAUGUUGGCAACUUUAAAAGACCAACGAGAAAAGUAUGAAUCGGAUUUAGUGAAAUUUAAAGCACCGUCUGAAUAUGAAAUUAUAAUGGAAAAGCUUGGCUAUGAUACAAAAAAGCACCAUUCAUGUCAUCAACCGUCAGGCCUUCGGGGAACAAAUCACCAAUAUACAAAUGUCUUAGAUCCAACACCAUGUCAUCUGCGCGCAGAUAAUACUGAUGUUA
This is a messenger RNA of Racocetra fulgida, 799 nucleotides long. NCBI's taxonomy places the organism in Eukaryota, Fungi, Glomeromycota, Glomeromycetes, Diversisporales, Gigasporaceae. The record is from the annotation of a GenBank genome assembly.